GAGGUUCAUGAGCUUUAUGGCAUCAACUUCAGCAAGAGAACACAGAAGUAGUCUCCGUGUGUCUUUGUUCUCUUCACAUUUACUGGAACGUGUGUGUGAGAGUGUGAGGUGUGUGUGUUAGAGACAUAGAGGAAGAGAAGGGAGGAGAGACCAGUAGAUUCUGUGGCCCCAGCUUCAGCAAUCCUUCAGUAGACAGAGCAGCCUCCCCUGGAGCAUAGCUCUGAGAUGAAGUUCCCCUGGAAAAGGCGCUUGGCUGCUCCUCUGUUCUUCCUCCUGGCACUUCACACCUCAGCCUCUCCAGCUUCCAAUGACCAGCCUGCCAUGGGCCACUCCAGCAGCCACGCCUGUGUAGGAUGUGUGCUGGUGAUGUCUGUGAUUGAGCAGCUUGCUCAGGUCCACAACUCUACAGCCCAGGCUGCCAUGGAAAGACUGUGCAGCUACUUGCCUGAAAAACUGUUCUUGAAAUCAACCUGCUAUUUAGUGAUUCACCUGUUUGGAUCAGACAUCAUAAAACUGCUUAGUGCAGAUAUGAAUGCUGAUGUGGUGUGCCACGCUCUGGAGUUUUGUAAACAGGACGCUGGCCGACCAUUGUGUCAUCUUUACCCACCUCCCAAGGUGGCGUGGAAAUUUACACUAAAGAAGGCAAGACACAUUAUCGAGAAAUCCCAGACUCUGAAAUAUCCUCAAAGUAAUUCCGAUAUUUGUUCGCUUCCAUUUUUGGCCAAGAUUUGUCAGGAAAUUAAAUCAGCUCUAAAAAAUUCUGUGCCAUUCAAAGAUGCAGACUCAGACAAAUACAGUGUUUUCUCAUCACUGCGGGGCUACCACUGGCGAGGGAGAGAUUGCAACGACCACGACAAGACGGUGUACCCGGGCAGAAGGUCAGACAACUGGGAUGUACAUCAGGACUCAAACUGUAAUGGCAUUUGGGGUGUUGAUCCAAAAGAUGGAAUUCCAUAUGAGAAGAAAUUCUGUGAAGGUUCACAGCCCAGGGGAGUCAUUUUGCUGGGAGACUCAGCUGGGGCUCAUUUUCACAUCGCUCCCGAAUGGAUCACAGCGUCGCAGAUGUCUUUGAAGUCCUUCCUCAACUUACCAACAGCUCUUUCUGAUGAGUUUGACUGGCCCCAAUUCUCUGGCGUUACUGGGUUUCUGGACUCCACUAGUGGAAUUAAAGAAGACUCUAUUUACCUUCGUUUACGGAAAAGAAACCACUGCAAUCACAGAGACUACCAGAAUAUUUCAAAAAAUGGUGCAUCUUCCCAGAACCUGGAGAAAUUUAUAGAAAGUUUGUCUAGGAACCAACUGUUGGACCACCCAGCCAUCGUCAUAUAUGCCAUGAUUGGAAAUGACGUCUGCAAUGGGAAGACUGACCCAGUCCCAGAAAUGACCACUCCUGAGAAAUUGUACUCCAAGGUCAUGGAGACUCUGAAGUACCUAAAUUCCCACCUGCCUAAUGGCAGCCAUGUUAUUUUCUAUGGCUUAGCAGAUGGAACCUUUCUCUGGGAUCAUUUGCACAACAGAUAUCAUCCUCUCGGCCAGCUAAAUAAAGACGUGACCUACGCACAGCUCUACUCCUUCCUGAACUGCCUCCAGAUCAGCCCCUGCCACGGCUGGAUGUCUGCCAACAAGACUCUCCGAACUCUCACUUCUGAGAGAGCAGCACUACUCUCCAGAACACUGAAAACAGUUGCAACCCGUGAGAAAUUUACAAACUUCAAUCUCUUCUACAUGGAUUUUGCCUUUCAAGAAAUCACAGAGGAGUGGCAGAGGAGAGGGGGGCAGCCCUGGCAGCUCAUCGAACCCGUCGAUGGAUUCCACCCCAGUGAGGUGGCUUCGUUGCUGCUCGCAGAUAACUUCUGGAAGAAGGUACAGCUCCAGUGGCCCGAAGUCCUGGGAAAGGAGAAUCCGUUCAACCUUCAGAUUGAAAAGGUGUUUGGAGAUCAAGGGGGACACUGAAUCCCUCAGGAACACCCACUCCUGGGGAGCCUAAGGAGAUAGAAACUUGUAUAAAUUCGUCAACUCAUUCAUUAACUGAUUAUGGGGACUGCUCUUUAGCAGUACCUUUGCAAAGUACUUCAGUCUUAGUUAAGAGUGUAUCUGAAUUACAGUGUGAUUCAGGGUGCUUCUGGGAUUGCUUCCCCAAUUUCUCAUCAACUGUCCCUCAAAUAACCUUUAAUAAAGUAUAUUGGGCACCAUUCCAAAUAAGAGACUGUUGAUGCUCUGUAACAUCUAAGUCUUCGAAAAGAGGCUUCUAGAAAAGAAAAGUACAUAAAAUGGUUAGCAAUUUACCCAGGGUUCUAGUGUGCUGGGAAACUGAUCCUUCCCCUGUUGGUGGCUUCUGAAAGAUGGCCCAGCCACUUUGAGACUUCUCCUAGAAAGGCUGUAGCAGGCUCCCAAGGACUCUCACAAGUAGGUACAGCCCAGGUUUUGUGAUGUCCUCCUUAAAAAGAGAAUAAAAAGUUAUAAAAAAAAAAAAAAAAAA
This is a messenger RNA of Loxodonta africana (African savanna elephant), 2479 nucleotides long. RefSeq names its product acyloxyacyl hydrolase (gene AOAH). Gene Ontology annotation, molecular function: acyloxyacyl hydrolase activity; calcium ion binding. Lineage: Eukaryota; Metazoa; Chordata; Mammalia; Proboscidea; Elephantidae. Bases 226 to 1953 code for a protein of 575 amino acids. Gene Ontology annotation, biological process: lipopolysaccharide catabolic process; negative regulation of inflammatory response. The transcript has 21 exons. The record is from RefSeq and is a predicted model, not a curated record.